This is a messenger RNA of Mus caroli (Ryukyu mouse), 1666 nucleotides long. It is a transcript of the gene Mdh1, whose product is annotated as malate dehydrogenase 1. Gene Ontology annotation, biological process: malate metabolic process. The record is from RefSeq and is a predicted model, not a curated record. Lineage: Eukaryota; Metazoa; Chordata; Mammalia; Rodentia; Muridae. Gene Ontology annotation, molecular function: L-malate dehydrogenase (NAD+) activity.
GGGCCAGCCCCGCGUUCUCUCCCAGAGUCUGUUCCGCUGUAGAGGUGACCUGACUGCUGGAGACUGCCUUUGCAGGUGCAGAGAUCGGCCUUGCAGUUUGCAAUAAUGUCUGAACCAAUCAGAGUCCUCGUGACUGGAGCAGCUGGUCAAAUUGCAUAUUCACUGUUGUACAGUAUUGGAAAUGGAUCUGUCUUUGGGAAAGACCAGCCCAUCAUUCUUGUGCUGUUGGACAUCACCCCCAUGAUGGGUGUUCUGGACGGUGUCCUGAUGGAACUGCAAGACUGUGCCCUUCCCCUUCUGCAGGAUGUCAUUGCAACAGACAAAGAAGAGAUUGCCUUCAAAGACCUGGAUGUGGCUGUCCUAGUGGGCUCCAUGCCAAGAAGGGAAGGCAUGGAGAGGAAGGACCUGCUGAAAGCCAAUGUGAAAAUCUUCAAAUCCCAGGGCACAGCCUUGGAGAAAUACGCCAAGAAAUCAGUUAAGGUCAUUGUUGUGGGAAACCCAGCCAAUACGAACUGCCUGACAGCCUCCAAGUCAGCGCCAUCGAUCCCCAAGGAGAAUUUCAGUUGCCUGACUCGCUUGGACCACAACCGAGCAAAAUCUCAAAUUGCUCUUAAACUCGGUGUAACCGCUGAUGAUGUAAAGAAUGUCAUUAUCUGGGGAAAUCAUUCAUCAACCCAGUAUCCAGAUGUCAAUCAUGCCAAGGUGAAACUGCAAGGAAAGGAAGUCGGUGUGUAUGAAGCCCUAAAAGACGACAGCUGGCUGAAGGGAGAGUUCAUUACGACUGUGCAACAGCGAGGUGCUGCUGUCAUCAAGGCUCGGAAGCUGUCCAGUGCAAUGUCUGCUGCGAAAGCCAUCGCAGACCACAUCAGAGACAUCUGGUUUGGAACCCCAGAGGGAGAGUUCGUGUCGAUGGGCGUUAUCUCUGAUGGCAACUCCUAUGGUGUCCCUGAUGACCUGCUCUACUCAUUCCCUGUCGUGAUCAAGAAUAAGACCUGGAAGUUUGUUGAAGGCCUCCCCAUUAAUGACUUCUCCCGUGAAAAGAUGGACCUGACAGCAAAGGAGCUGACCGAGGAAAAGGAGACGGCUUUUGAGUUUCUCUCCUCUGCGUGACUAGACACUCGUUUUGACAUCAGCAGACAGCCGAAGGCUGAGGAAUCAAAAUGUCGUCUUUGAGCCUAGUACCAAACAGUAAUAAUGCUACAUUCAAAUUGUGAACAGCAAAAUAUUUUAAAUAGUGUGUGCUUUAUGAUUUGUGAAAGUCUAUCAUGUUGUUAGUGCUGCAAUCUAAAUAAAAGUAUAUUCAAGUGAAAAUCAUGUUUUGCUCAUAAUUUGAUUUUAAAAUUAGCUGUAAGAAGGUUGCAGAUAAUCUAUCUUCCUUAUAUUCUAUAGCAGAAUAAUGAAGUCAUUAAUAUUUAAUAGCCAAUAAUACCACACUAUUAAUGUUUGUAAGCUUAGAUUAUUAGAAACAUGAAACUAUGUUUUUGAGGCCGUCUGGUUUCCAUGAGAACACAUGCAUCGUCUUUGUGUGUUUUGUGCAUUACUCAGUGCAAUAAAUAGUACCAUAAUCUCAAAAGCUGGCUGUAAUACGCUUGGUGGAUAUUCAAAUACUUGUUGGUUAGACUUGCUGUUUACCUGUACUAGUAAAUAUUAUCUAUAUUGAAGCUCA